Messenger RNA from Anolis sagrei ordinatus, 1361 nucleotides. NCBI's taxonomy places the organism in Eukaryota, Metazoa, Chordata, Lepidosauria, Squamata, Anolidae. The record is from RefSeq and is a predicted model, not a curated record.
GCAAGGAGGCCCUGGUGGCGGCCCUGGGAUCAGGGGUCAAUGCAGGGGAAGAGGAAGAGGAGGAAGAACAGGAGGAACAGGAAGAACAGGAAGAGGAAGAGGAAGAAGAAGACCACCUCCUGGAGGAGGCCCCCUUAAGGAAGCAGCUGGAGAGGCUCAGCCCACACCAGGCCGCCCAGCAGAAGGCCGUUGUCGACACCCUCCUACAAGAGGACCCCUGGCGGGUGGCCAAGAUGGUGAAGUCCUAUUUGCAGCAGCAUAACAUCCCUCAGCGGGAGGUGGUGGACACCACGGGCCUAAACCAGUCUCACCUCUCGCAGCACCUCAACAAAGGCACCCCUAUGAAGACCCAGAAGCGCGCUGCCCUCUACGCCUGGUACGUCCGGAAGCAGCAGGAAGUCGCCCAACAGUUCACACACGCCGCCCAAGACCUGGCCACAGAUGAGGAGGCUGCGGGGGAGGAGCUCCCGGCCAAGAAGGGCCGCAGGAACCGCUUCAAGUGGGGGCCCGCCUCCCAGCAGAUCCUCUUCCAGGCCUACGAGAGGCAGAAGAACCCCAGCAAGGAGGAACGCGAAGCCCUGGUGGACGAGUGCAACAGAGCAGAGUGCCUCCAGCGGGGAGUCUCCCCGUCCCAGGCCCAAGGGCUGGGCUCCAACCUGGUGACGGAGGUCCGGGUCUACAAUUGGUUCGCCAACCGAAGGAAAGAGGAGGCCUUCCGGCACAAGCUCGCCCUGGAUGGCUAUGGAGGGCCGCAGGCGGGGCCCACCUCCCACUUGACCUCUGGCGAUGGGCCCCCGCUCUCCCCAAGCAAAGUCCACGAACAACAACAUCAACAGAACGUCCCAUUCGCCGACCCAGGCCUGAGGUACCACCCGCAGCCUGUUGUUGUCAGUGAGACCGACUCCUUGUCCUCCAACCCUCAAGCAGGGAAUGGUGCUACCGUGGACGCCCACACUGCCAUCCACCAGGUCUCUUCCCCCUCCGGUCUCUGCUCACCCACUUCUGGGUCAGCCCCCGAGGUCAAGAUGAUCUCGGUGCCCGGAGGUCCCCUCCCCCCGGUGAGCACGCUGACUGCCCUGCACGGCCUGGAGCCCAGAGCCCUCAGUCCACAGACUCAAAACCUCAUCAUGGCCUCCCUUUCGGGGGUCAUGGCCAUUGGCACCAGCGACCCCUCCUCCUUUGCCAAUGCUGGGGGCUCCACACUUGUCAUUGGUGAGUCCAGAAGUCCAAGGGCACAAGGAGAGACUGGCUUCCUGUCUCUCUAAUGGUUUUAUUUGUCGUGUCAGGGCAACCAGUCAAUUGUAUUACAUUUCUAACAGAACAAAACAAACAAACAGACAAAACACAAAAUUUGCAAGUUU